AUGCCAGUUCUUUCAAGAUAUGCAGCAUUUACAAAGAUUCGAAUGGGAUUAAUGAUGGGAGCAAUGAUUGGUGGAGCAACAUGUAUUCUUCUCGGCGGAUUCAUGGGCUUCAGAGCUGGAAUGCGAGACAAGGAUUUUUCCUACAAACCGGAAAAACUGUGGCACAAUCCGGCGGAUCAUUUGGGUGUUGCCCAAGGACUUCGCUGUUGA
Molecule: messenger RNA, 210 nt
Organism: Caenorhabditis elegans
Lineage: Eukaryota; Metazoa; Nematoda; Chromadorea; Rhabditida; Rhabditidae
Gene: Y94A7B.11
Product: Reactive oxygen species modulator 1
Exons: 1
Coding region: 1-210 (69 amino acids)
Source: RefSeq, marked reviewed